Molecule: messenger RNA, 210 nt
Organism: Linum trigynum
Lineage: Eukaryota; Viridiplantae; Streptophyta; Magnoliopsida; Malpighiales; Linaceae
Source: the annotation of a GenBank genome assembly
AUGCAGCCUUGUAUGCGUCGCUCUUCAUCAGCCUCUCAAGCCUCGGGACCCGCUCUACCAAGUUGGUUGGGAUCUGGAUCCGCCGCGGAAUCGAUCGUAGCAGCCAAGCAUAGAGCGGAUCCAGCCUUCACGUUCAAAUCCUACUUCGUGAACACAGCCUCGCUCAGCCCCUUAAGGAACGGCGGCCUGGUGACCUUAGGCUUAGAGUAG